AUGGCUACAUCGAACAGAUCUAGUGUUGCUCUCCCGGAGUCCUUUUCUGGCAGGGAUAUUGAGUUUUGGUUGCGUAAAUAUGAGCUUUGCUCCGAGGCAAAUGAGUGGAAAGAGGAUAUUAUGUUGAAACGCUUGCCUACUCUUCUAUGUGGAAAAGCAUUCGCCGUGUUUGAACGACUUGAAGGAGAACAGAAAGCGUCGUUUAAGAAUGUGCGUGAAGCGCUCGUUGCCGCUUUCGGAGGAGAUGCGACCGGGAUGCAUAUAGCAAUGAUGGAAUUUCGCAAACGAGAGCGUAAACCUGAGGAGGAUAUUCAAGUCUUCGCGUACAAUUUGGAGUCAUUACUAAGACGCGCAAUGCCUAAACUGGGCGCAAACGAACGUGAUAUUCUGCUGAAACAACAAUUUAUCGAAGGGAUAAAUUUCCUAUGGCGAAACGGUGUCGGCGGCGCAAAUUUUUUUUCCGUAGACAGUCGGACUCCUCAUUGAUAGUCGGACGCAUCAUUGACCCGCGCCCUUUGACAAAACAUUCAGCGGAUACUCUUCUUAUUAGAUGCGCCUUCCCAGUGUGUCUUGCGCAUGCAGUUGGUGAUUUUAAAAUAUUGCAUUGCUUGGUUGAGAUGUCAAGAUCUGAGUAGGACACAUUGUGGCUUCAUAUCUUGUGUGGCGAUGACAUCUGACAAAUUUUACUAAGUUAUAUUCGCCAUUCCCACUUGCUUUUCUUUGCUUUUGUAACUGUUUUUUGUAACUCUUUUCUUCGCCUCUGUAACUCUUUAUAAGUUUCAUUGUUUUCGAUUCCAUAAUUCUGAAAUUCUGCAAUAUCUUCCGGAGCGAUUGCAGAAUACCCGUCCUGGCCGUCCACUUUUAAGCCAUGCCUUUCAAACAUCAUGGAUAGGAUGUAUCAAUACAUCUAUAUUUAGUCUCAAUAGAUUAAUUAAUAAAUAGAUUGAUAGAUUAAAAUCCCAUGGUGGUAAAGGUAGCUACGAGGCAUACAGUGACUUAGCAUUAAUAGCUUAAAUUGUCAUAGUGUUAAAAGUAGCUGUAUGUAUAUUCUAGUGGAUACGCAGUCAAAUAGUUAUUUUGAGAAUGAGGCAUACAGUUAGAUUAGCAUUAGAUCAAAUUCUCAUGCUAUAGGUAGCUCUAUAUUUUAGUGGAUACGCAGUCAAGUAGCUAUUUUGAGAUUAAGGCGACAGUUAGUUGGCAUUAAUAGAUUAAAUUCUCAUGCUAUACAGAGCUUAAAUCAUAAAUGUGGUGUAAUAUGUAAAUAUAUUCUUCACAACCGGAACUACCGGACAUUAGUGUUUGACAGAUUAUGAUUAAUUAGCGUCGCUGGGAGAAAAAAAAUUAUCUUAUAAAGCAUACUAAGCACAAUAUUAAAAAUUAAAAGUCUUAAAUGAUAUUUCUUUUAUAGUAUCAAUUCGUAAUAUUGUCUUGGUAAUUAGUUGUGGAAUUUAGAACGAGGCAAUAAUAUCUCAUAUAUACGUAUCCAGCGAAAUAGUGGCCGGGCUACAUGAUGUGAUAUUACUAGUGGACGGGUAUUCUGCAAUACUUCUAUUUGUUUUUAACUCGCAAUAACAGUUCUUGAGUAUUUUCGGAACCAGAAAAACAAGUUUGUAGAUUUACAAUGGUAUCGCGAAGCAUAUCGUUCAUCUUUCCGGCGUGGUCGAAGAACAACGUGGAAUGAUGGAUAUAUGGUGCACCAGUGGGUUACACAGGGUACGAAGGGAUCCAUCGAUAACGCGCAGAGGCCUGGACGCGGAUCAAUGAUGCGUCCGACUAUCAAUGAGGAGUCCGACUGUCUACGGAAAAAAAAUUUGCGUCGACGGCGCAACAGCUAGAUUUGGCCAUUAAAUUUUCGUCAAACGACAGCGUAAGCCAUAUCAACCAAACUACCGCAAGCUCGACCGCAAGUAGAUAUCAACCUGAAUCGCAGUCAACUAUUAUCACCCAGAUGAUGGCAAAUAUGGAAAUAUUGACCGAAAAAGUCAACCAGCUGUCAGACAACAUGACCAGAGUAAACGCGGUCACAUCAAGAAUUCCCCCACAGCCACGAUCCAGGGCAUAUUUCCGUUGCGGCAAUCAAGGCCACAUUGCUCGAGAAUGUUGGAAUCCAUCUCGUGCCAGAACAGAGCAUCGACAGCGCGAGACGGAAAAUUAUUGUUUCGUUUGCGGGCAAAUCGGACAUUUUGCUCGUCAAUGCCCCAAUAGAUUCCAGUCCCCAGCAGCGCGUCAACAGGGAAACUACAUCGGGUCGACCCGAUAUUAGGCCGCGAGUCUACCCGCAACGAUAUGGCCUUACCAAUACAUUGUAUCCAACCGACCGGAGUUUUUAUCGACGCACGUAUUGAGGGACGUGAGCAAAAAUGUUUAGUAGAUACAGGAGCCUCCGUAUUUUAGUAAGUCGUCAAUUGGUCCCUGGUCCUUUGACACCAUGUUCUCUGAAAGCACGAGGAAUCGGCAAUGAAGAACUUCAAAUUCUUGGUCAAGCAAAACUACAGUUCCAGUUGGGUAAGGAUGUUGUUGCCGUUGGCAUGACUAAUACUUGUAUUUUGGGUGCUGACUUUCUAAAAGCUAGCAAAAUGCUGGUCGAUGUAGGAAAUUCGAAGUUGUCCUGGCCGGGUGGUAACGUGCCACUAGCUGUAGAGCUUACAACCCCAUCAGUCAAUAAGUUGAGUGUCUUAUUGGAGAAUUAUGCGGAUGUGUUUGUCAACGGUUGGGUUGUACUCGAGACACGGAACAUUUGA
Paramuricea clavata is the source of this 2741-nucleotide messenger RNA. The record is from the annotation of a GenBank genome assembly. Lineage: Eukaryota; Metazoa; Cnidaria; Anthozoa; Malacalcyonacea; Plexauridae.